AUGUCUGACUCAACGAGCGCCAACGCCCCCAAGCCGAGUAGCAGCGUCAAGCUUGUGCUGCUGGGUGAAGCCGCAGUUGGAAAGUCAUCGCUCGUCUUGCGAUUUGUCAACAACGAUUUUCAGGAGAAUAAAGAGCCUACCAUUGGAGCCGCCUUCCUGACGCAGAAAUGUUCGCUGCCUACCCGCACCAUCAAGUUCGAAAUCUGGGACACAGCCGGCCAGGAACGCUUUGCUUCUCUCGCCCCGAUGUACUAUCGUAACGCCCAGGCGGCGCUGGUGGUCUACGAUGUCACAAAACCAUCCUCCCUCACCAAGGCGAAACACUGGGUUGCCGAGCUUCAACGCCAAGCCAGCCCAGGGAUCGUGAUUGCCCUUGUUGGCAAUAAGCUGGAUCUGACGAGCGAUGGCGGGGAGGCUGCUGAGCAACCACAAGCCAAUGACGAGCACGAAUCAUCUGGCGCUGAAGGCGAGGACGCUACCGGCGACAACCAAGAGGAGCAGGAAGCGACCCCGGGAGAUGCCCGGAAGGUCUCGACACGGGAGGCUAGCGCCUAUGCGGAGGAAGAGAGCCUUUUGUUUUUCGAAACCAGUGCCAAGACCGGCACGAAUGUCGCCGAGGUCUUUACUGCGAUUGCAAAUGCUAUUCCUGAAAGCAGCUUGAAGAGUGGACGAGGUGCCGGUGCGGGAACCGGUCAAACUGCCCUGGGUGCUGGACGUCCCGCAGACGAUACGAGAGUCAAUCUUGGAGACCGAGCCGCUGCUACAGCCAAGGAAGGCUGCGCCUGUUAA
Messenger RNA from Aspergillus udagawae, 789 nucleotides. Its product is annotated as Rab family GTPase. Gene Ontology annotation, molecular function: GTP binding; GTPase activity. Bases 1 to 789 code for a protein of 262 amino acids. The transcript has 3 exons. NCBI's taxonomy places the organism in Eukaryota, Fungi, Ascomycota, Eurotiomycetes, Eurotiales, Aspergillaceae. The record is from RefSeq and is a predicted model, not a curated record.